Molecule: messenger RNA, 1416 nt
Organism: Kazachstania africana CBS 2517
Lineage: Eukaryota; Fungi; Ascomycota; Saccharomycetes; Saccharomycetales; Saccharomycetaceae
Exons: 1
Coding region: 1-1416 (471 amino acids)
Biological process (GO): carbohydrate metabolic process; chitin catabolic process
Cellular component (GO): extracellular region
Molecular function (GO): chitinase activity; chitin binding
Source: RefSeq, a predicted model, not a curated record
AUGCACUUGCUAUCCGUGACACUUAUCAAUAACAUUUUUAUACUUCUCGCUGCCACCUUCACUACCGUUGUGGCAUUCGACAUCAAUUCUAACACCAAUGUUGCAGUUUAUUGGGGACAAAACUCCUAUGGUAGCCAGACAAACCUAGCAAAUUAUUGUCAGUCCUCUGACGCGGACAUCUUUUUGCUAUCCUUCCUCAAUAAUUUCCCAGAUCUAGGUUUGAAUUUUGCCAACGCAUGUGGUACUACUUUCCCUGGCUCUACUUUGUUACACUGCACACAAAUUGCUGCUGAUAUUAAAACUUGUCAAUCACUAGGUAAGAAAGUAUUAUUAUCCCUUGGUGGUGCGGUUGGAUCAUAUGGAUUUUCUAGUGAAGCUGAGGCGGAAACAUUUGCUGACACUCUGUGGGCCACUUUUGGUGAGGGCUCGGGCGUUUCGAAUCGUCCAUUCGAUGAUUCCAUUGUUGAUGGUUUCGAUUUCGACAUUGAAAACAACAACCCAACUGGUUAUGCAGCUUUGGUUACCAAGUUAAGAACUUUGUUCAAAUCCGGUUCCAAAACAUACUAUAUUGGUGCAGCACCACAGUGUGUGUAUCCAGAUGCCUCUGUGGGCAACUUAUUGAGUAAUGCUGAUGUCGAUUUUGCUUUCAUCCAAUUUUAUAAUAACUACUGCAAUGUUGAUAAACAAUUUAAUUUUGAUACCUGGGCUAAUUUUGCGAAGACCGUUUCACCUAAUAGGGACAUAAAACUUUUCGUGGGUUUACCUGGUGGUGCAAGCGCUGCUGGCAGUGGAUAUAUCUCUGACAUGAGUGUUAUAAGAUCAAUGGUACAGACAGUCUCGGAGAAUGCUAACUUCGGAGGUAUAUCUCUUUGGGAUGCUUCACAAGCAUGGUCUAAUAAGGUCGAUGGCUCUACUUACGUUCAUUGGAUGAAAUCAAUUCUAGAGGAAUAUGCUAGUUCUAGUACUAGCACUACAACUACUUCGAAGACAACUACCUCGAAAACAACUACAACGACACCAACGACACCUACGACUACGUCUAAGACCAGCACCACUACUUCGAAGACAACGACUACUACAACUAGUACCACAUCAAAGCCUACAACCUUAUCGCCCACAACAACUACUAAGUCAUCGUCAACUAAGACCACUACAACCUCUACUUCCACUGCGACAUCUGCAUUGGAGCAGGCCUGUCACUUAAAUGAUUUGUACUCACAGGGAUUAUACAAUGGCCAGAGUACAUGUUCGACCGGUCAAACAGCCUGUGAUUCGGCAGGAAACUAUGCCGUUUGUGAAAACGGGUCCUGGACGUCAACUUCCUGUGCUGCUGGCACUACUUGUUUUGCUUACGCUUAUAACAAUCAAGUAUUAACUGGGUGUAAUUGGCCCAAUCAAAAGCCUAAUUGCUCCUAG